GAUGGAGUAGGUACCUCUCUACUUCAUUGGCUAACUUUGUUUUCAAACGUCUUUCACAUGAUGACUGUCAGCUUGUUGGGUUUUGUGUGAACAUCUUUGAAACGAACCCAACCCCAGCUAGAGUUGACAUCAUGUACUUGAUACAUCUGUGUCUUGGUCUGCUGCUACUGGGAGCCACAGACAUAUAUAUGCAAAAAUCCGAAUACCAGCCCAGAGACAGGCUGACCCGCGACGUGGGGCAGGCCGCAGGUAACGUGACCGUAGCCCCGCCCGGUGAUCAGGUGACCCAAGCCGCGCCCAAAGAUGAGUUGACCGACGCCGAAAGCCCACCCAGUAAUAAGGUGACCUACUACCUGUUUUGGGCAAAUGCUGACGUCACUCAGCCCAGGUUCAACGCUUUCUCCAUGCUACAGACAACAAUUGUGCUGGGAGUGAACACAAACUCCAGCCAGGAGUUGACCAUUGAGGCCAUGGAGAGCAAAAUCUUUCCUGAUGAAGGUAUCAUGCCGAAUACCAACUCGACCUUGACCUUGGUUUGGGUCAGGUGUGAGCGACAUGUUCACCUCGUGGCCUUGAUGCUGAAGGCAGACGACGUCGUGGAGGUCAUGCCGCUGAUUGCCGCCGAAAAUUGGGCGAAAGAAAUGUUCGUGGUGGCUCCAAACCAAGAGCUCAGAUACCUGCUGGUGUUGUCCCUGGAACAGACGGAGCUAAGGGUGGAGCUGUUGACAGACCAAGCCUCACCCCAAGGGCAAAAUACCCUCACGCUAAGUCGUCUGGAACCCACGCUCAUAAAAGUAGAGAGCCAGUUCGCUUCCACGGACGUCAAGGGGGUGCUGAUCAAGGCCGGCAAUCCGAUUGGCGUCAUCACCCGUGUCUGUGAGGCCAGUUCCUGCUAUAUAACAGACAUGGCCCUCCCCACAAAGUAUUUUGGCAAUGGGUAUCACGUGAUCAAUCCGAUCCAAUCGCUGCGCUGUAUCGCCGCGACGCCUGGGAUCUCGGUCCGUUUUUCUGUCAACGGUUAUCUCCAAACCGACGGUUACGUCAUUGAUAUGCCCCCUACAAAAGGGCCAUACCUCGCCUCGUUUAGCGUCUCUGUGGGCUGUCUGGGUAAAACUCAACAAGGGAACUUCUCGGUCUACACGGCAGCCAUUGCUAGAGAGUUGUAUUCGGAUGUUGUCAUUUUGGCCAUCGCGACCCUGGCGAUGGAUAAGUUUCUCCACAUCAUCUACCAAACGUCUGAGAACGACAACAUCUUGGUCAACGGCCAGCCGUUAAGCCAACUCGCGCCCCAGGUGGAGGAAAUAGGGGGAGCCAGCGACUACUCAGUGGCCAAGGUCAAGCUGGACUCACCCAAGGCCUACGUCACCUCCAGCAACCGGCAGAGCCAACUCGGCGUCUACGGCUCUGGGCCGGCCCAACUUGACGACACCCAGUCGGUCUACAUAGUCCCCGCCAAGUUUCAAUUUAUAGAGGUGAUGUCAAGCUUAGUAACCACCCAAGCUCCAAUCAAGUUAGCUCCGACAUCCCAGUGCAGCUCACAGUCCAUAGUCUGUAUGCCCGGCAUGUACGGAGAGACGUGUGAGCAGCUAUGUCAGUGUCAACAGGGCAUGACGUGCAGGCACUCUAGCGCGUGCUACACUCACAGCUGUGAUCUGGGCUACUAUGGGCUCUCAUGUGAGAUCAGUGACCUUGCCCUAUUACUGCUGGGGUGUGAGCCUGCAGUCUUCUACGACAACAACAGGGAGACCUGCGCGCCCAUGGGAGAACAGCCAAUCAAAUUUCUCUUCAGGGGCACCAUCACCUUGACCGCGAUUAGGAUGACCUUCAACCAAGAGGUACACGGCGAUGCGCUGAGUCCCAUGGUCAACACGGGCCAAGAGCAGCAGGAAGGGUGCACCAACCUCGUGGUGACGAUGAACAAGGAGGAAGUCGACAUCACCUGUCAAAGUCCUCUGGUGACUGAAGGCUUUGAGCUGACUCUCCACCUCAACCCCGACCUCACCAUCUGCUCCAUCAACAUCAACGGAGGUACCGCCAUAAAGACAGCACGUGUUGUGGUUGGUCAAGACGCGGCCUCAGCCCAGCCCAGUCACCUGUUACAGGAGAGGGUCGACCCCAACAAUUGUGUCAGUGUCGAUACCAACGUCGUCUUCAUCACAGUCGAUUACACGAGCAUGGAACGUCUUGUCUUCUAUACAAAAGGUUCCAACAAGUCGAGUCUGGCAGUGAAGGGGGUCGUGAAGCAGACGCAGCAAAUCUUCGAGGAGGUUCUGGAGCUGGGGGACCAGGUGACCAACCUACCCUUCCUGGCGCACGUCUCAGACAUCUCCGUCAGCAAGUCCGUGGGCAGGGUCGAAAUCUGUAACAUCAAACUCUAUGGAGCCAAGGUGGAUGAACCGACCCUGUCAACCGCCCCGACCCCUGGAGAUGUGACCACGGGAGGGUCAGCCAGCAGCACCACCCAGGUCAACUCGUACAAGGACAUCUACGAAUCGGCCAUGGAGAAACUGACGCCAAAAAUAGCGGCCGGCGUCUCCGUAGUUUUCGCCAUCAUCAUGCUCGUCGCGUGUUGCUGUGUGUGCAAGUUCUGCAUGUAGCAGCUUACACCAGUCACAGCUUACACUACUUACAGCUUACACCAGUCACAGCUUACACUACUUACAGCUUACACC
Molecule: messenger RNA, 2672 nt
Organism: Physella acuta
Lineage: Eukaryota; Metazoa; Mollusca; Gastropoda; Physidae
Source: RefSeq, a predicted model, not a curated record